Messenger RNA from Planococcus citri (citrus mealybug), 764 nucleotides. RefSeq lists its product as uncharacterized. The transcript is spliced from 2 exons. The coding region runs from base 95 to 550 and encodes 151 amino acids. The record is from RefSeq and is a predicted model, not a curated record. Lineage: Eukaryota; Metazoa; Arthropoda; Insecta; Hemiptera; Pseudococcidae.
GCUAAAAAGUUACCGCAAACAGCGUUCGAAUGUACCAAUAUUUAAACUAUGAGUAACCGGUAACACAACCAAUCGUUUAUUUUAAUCCUUCAACAUGUUUUUAUUAAAAUCAAUUAUAUUCGGUUUUUGUUUCCUAUACCUGAGCAUAACUUCAACCGCGAAAGAUGACAAGGACGAACUCAUACAAAUACCGAAAAAACUUUUCGCCGAAUUGAUGGAAAAACGCGACGAACUGAUGCGACUAAAACCCAGCGAAGAAGAAACCACCAGCGUGUCUCCUCCGAAUCAACCGGAUGAAGAAAAAUCCAACCCGGUUAAAGAAAAAAUUAAAUUAUUUUUAGAAAAAAUCAAACAAUGGAAAGACAAAGUCGUAAAAAAGGCCGAUAUCGAUAAACACGUAUUGGAAUUGAAACAGGCUUUAAACGUGAGCAAGAUCAGCGCCAAGGAGUUUUUCGCUGCUGGAAAAAAAGGAGGCAAAAACGCUUUCAAAAUUGGUAAAAAAGUUCUCGAAAUUGCUUUAAAAAUUAAAGAUCCCGAGACGUCGGAUUAAAAACCAGAUUGUUUAAGAACUGUACUUUCGGAUUUAAGAAUUAUUAUUUAUUAAGUAUGUAUUUUUUAAAUGUAAAUAUGUAGGUUAUAAGUAUGGUAAAUUAAGUUUUUAUUUUUUAAUUAGAUACACUACAUAUGUGGGGAAGUAAUUUCAUCGCGUUGCUCGAUAUUUUAGCUUUAUCUAAGAUUUGAAAAUAAAUUUUGAUUGAUAAUUU